UAUUGCGAGCUUUACUGGAUCAGGGAUCUCAAGUGUCACUGAUCACUGAGAACGCGGCGCAGCGACUCAGACUGGCGAGGCAAAAGGGAAACGCAGUCGUAUCAGGAGUUGGAUCAGCAAUGGGCAGCAGCAAAGGCUUACUGACACUGGAGUGUAAAUCAAUACAUUCAGAUUAUAAAUUUAUUACAAAGGUGCUCAUAAUGAACAAACUGAUUAAUAACUUACCCAAUACUAAACUAACCACGUCAAACUGGACGCACCUAGACAAUAUUAAACUGGCUGACCCCGAUUACUUCACUCCUGGCCCUAUUGAUCUAUUGCUCGGAGCGGAUAUUUACUCCGAGAUUAUACUGGAGGGAGUGCUGAAGCAGGAUUCAAACUCUCCCGUCGCGCAGCAGACCAAGUUGGGCUGGAUUCUAUGCGGAAACACCAAAACAUUCAAGUGCUUUGUAACCCUCAAUGAGAUAGAGGAGUUAACUAGAUUCUGGGAAUCAGAGGAAAUAACAAAGGACACCGAGCUCACAGAUUCUGAAGCGUACUGUGAAAAGUAUUACGCGGAAACAACUGAACGGCAAGAAGAUGGCAGGUACAUCGUUAAGAUGCCUCUCAAGGAAGAUAUAGCCUCCAAACUGGGAAGCUCAAAACCUCAGGCUAUCUGUCAAUUUCACCAGCUAGAGAAACGAAUGGCAAGGUGCGAUAAAUUGGCAAGUCGGUACAAACAAUUCAUCGAAGAAUACAUUGAACUGGGUCACAUGAAACCGGCGGUCAAUCAACCGAAUACUAUGACACUGCAAGUUUACCUACCUCACCACGGUGUAAUAAAGGAAUCGUCAACGUCAACAAAACUACGAGUUGUAUUCAAUGCGUCUAUGAAAACUAGCAGCAAGUACAGUUUGAAUGACGAAGAUGUAUUUGUUUUCAAUUGGCAAUUACCUCAGCAAAAGUCAAGGCUCACUAAACGAGUACUACUGUCAAACAUCAGCAAAAUCUACGAUCCGCUAGGAUGGUUAUCACCUAUGACCGUCAAAGCAAAACUAAUCUUCCAAAAACUUUGGUUAGAUAGACUGAACUGGGAUGAAAACGUUUCCGAAAGCUCGUCGAAAGAGUGGGAACUGAUAAGAAGCGAAAUAAUAAACAUAAAUGAUGUAACAAUACCGAGGUGGAUCAGCUGUUAUAACAAUGUGACCGAGUUGCAUGGAUUUUGCGACGCAAGCGAAAAGGCGUUCGCCUGCGUCAUAUACAGUAAAGCGACGAAUGAUACCGGAGAAGCCGUUAUUACACUAAUGACAGCAAAAACUAAAGUCGCGCCUACGAAAAAGAAAACUACAUUACCGAGAUUAGAGCUUUGUGGUGCGCAAUUACUGGCUAAACUGAUGAACAAAUGUCAGAUGGCAUUAACUGACCUUCAACUGGAAACCUACUGCUGGACUGACUCACAAGUGGUCUUAGCGUGGCUUCAGGGAGAUAAAACAAGAUGGGAUAGAUAUGUUGCUAACCGAAGCAUACUGAUAACUAACUUAGUACCGGCAUCAAAGUGGAGUUAUGUGAAUACUAAAGAAAACCCUGCUGACUGUGCAACUCGCGGUUUAUCACCGAAACAGCUAGUUGAAGAAAAAAUCUGGUGGAAUGGUCCACAGUGGCUGAAAAAAUGGAGUCCAGACAACUUAAAGACCGAUGAAUCAUACUCAACUGAUCAUGACCUACGACAAACUUGCACUGUGACAAAAGGUGCAGACACCGCAGCUACAAGCGCCGGCGAGUGCAUAGUGAUGACGUUGCUAAACAACAAUAGUCGGCUCGAAUAUGUAACACGAGUAAUUGCUUAUUUAUUACGUUGGGAGAAGCAAUUAACUAAUGACUCUUACAAUAAAUACUUAUCUAUAUCGGAACUGAACUACGCAACUGAAGUAAUUAUCAGAGCUGUACAGCGAGACGCGUUCGCAGAAGAUAUCGAGAUGAUCUUGAAAACUGGAUUGGUGCACUCCAAGAGUAAAUUAUUAAACUUAUCCCCAUUUUUGGAUAAAAAUGGUGUACUGAGAGUGGGUGGAAGAUUGCAGUUUUCCGCCUUACCUAGCGAAACUAAACAUCCCAUGAUAUUGCCACAUGGCGGGAGAUUAACCGAGCUAGUUAUACAGCAAGCUCAUGAACUGACUCUUCAUGGAGGGGCACGCUUAACAUUGGCACAGACGCGACAACGCUAUUGGAUUGUUGGAGGAAAUAGAGCUGUCAAGAAAAUAAUUCGAUUGUGCAUGAAGUGCCGGCGAUACGCGGCUUCGAAGACUGACCAAAUAAUGGGAAAUUUACCUACUGAACGAAUAACCCCGUCGCGCCCGUUUACGAACACUGGUGUCGACUUCACAGGACACGUCGAUGUUAAAAUUAACAAGGGACGAGGGGUCAGAACAUGCAAAGGAUAUAUAGCGAUAUUUAUUUGCAUGUCUACUAAAGCGGUGCACAUAGAACUGGUGUCUGAUUUAACAACACAGUCAUUUAUUAUGGCCUUGAAGAGACUAUGCGCAAGAAGAGGAGUGGUGAAAUCGAUGUUUUCAGACAACGGGAAAAAUUUUGUCGGAGCAGCAAAAGAAUUACAAAGAGAAUUUCAACAGUUUGAAACACUGAUGUCACCAGAAUUUUUCAAAGAAGUGAAUAAACUAGGCAUUAACUGGCACUUUAAUGCGCCAUUAUGGCCAAGUGCAGGCGGACUAUGGGAAGCGGCAGUGAAGUCGAUGAAGUUUCACCUGAAAAGAGUCCUCGGGGAGCAGAAAUUGACUUAUGAGGAAUUCACGACCUUGUUACACCAGAUUGAGGCGUGUAUGAACAGUAGGCCUCUUUGCCCCAUAACCGAAGAUCCGGAAGACCUGGAAUACCUUACUCCAGGCCACUUUCUCACUGGUGGUCCAAUAAUGUCAUUGCCACAGGAAGAACUUACCGAUGGAAAACAUUUGGAUCUAAGGAAUAGAUGGAAGUAUGUAGAACUGAUGCAUCAGCAUUUUUGGAAGCGAUGGUCCAGUGAGUAUCUUCAUCAACUGCAGACCAAAAGUAAAUGGUUGACGCGAAAAGAAGAUCUAGAAAAAGGAGAUCUUGUCUUGGUGAAAGAGAAAGGCUUACCUCCAGGCAAAUGGGCACUGGGAAGAAUAACUGAAGUUCAUCCAGGAGCUGACGGAUGUGUUAGAGUUGUCACACUGAAGACUCAAAAUAACACAGUCAAGCGCCCAAUAACUAAACUGACUCCAUUGCCAAUGAAAACUGACAAUAACUUACCAACUGAAAAGGAUCAACAUAAAUCAAAGGAGACAGAUACUGCUAACAAACUGAAGCCUAGAACCAAAAGGAGCAGACUGUGCAACUUUAUAACAACACUUAUGCUAACACUUAUGAUAUUCCCGACGGGUAAUGCACAAACAUCAGCGAAAUACCAAGUUACGCCAUUUGAAGCUAAUCGACCAAUGUACUUUGAUGAAAUAGCCAAGGUUCAAGUCAUACACGACGAAUGGAUUGUACUGGUGUACUACAACUUAACAAAUUACUGGCAAACUACGGAAAAGGUUCAGCGGUUUGUCGAUCACUUAAGCAAGCAGUGUGGAAGAUUAGAAGUCGGGUACUGUAGUCAAGUGACAGAUCAAUUGCAACAUGAAAUAAAAAUGAUAUCAGAAAACAACAUGAUGUUAUUAACUGACCACUCAUCAAGAAAGAAACGAGGCUACAUAAACGGCGUAGGAAGUCUCGCACGAACCUUAUUUGGCGUACUAGAUCAAAACUUUGCCGAUAAGUACGCAGAAGACAUACAAAAGCUGCAAAUGAACGAUGACUACCAAGUAGAAUUGAUGAGGAAUCAAACACUUAUAAUUGAAGCGGAGAAUUCACUUAUCAAGAGCCAUGAGAAGUUUAUCAACAGCCAAUUCCAAACCAUCAAUAAAUACAUAAAUGAAACUGAAUCGGAUUUUUCAAAGAUUGAAAACCGAUUACUUCAACUAGCAGUAAUGAAUGAGUUAAAUGCUGAAUCACUGACGGCGAACUUAUUAAUAGCAGACUUAAAACAACAGCAAGAAAUGCUUACCAACGCACUUACUGACGUACUCCGAGGACACUUGGAUAUGAGACUGUUUACACCCAGUCAGCUGAUUGAUCAACUGAGUCAUAUUUCAUCCACAUUACAGAAAAGACUCUCCUUUCCGGUCAAAGACCUACGGAAAGACAUAAACAACCUUUACAAGUUGAUCUACGUCAAAGCGAGAAUAACAAACUACAUGCUAUUUGAACUGCACAUACCACUAAUAAGCGAUGACGAAUAUGUCUUAUAUCGCACUAUACCGGAUUGCGUAAUGCAGAAGGAGGAUGAAAUUAUUUACGCAUACAACACCUAUGGAAACAAUAGAGUGGAUGUAGAUACCGGGAUACAAGUUCCUACUAUAGACUCUACUAACAACCUGGUCACCGUCAAUUUGAAGCAUGUGGAUAAAAACUUACAAAUACUAAAUUUGACUGAGAAUCAUCGUGAACUUGAGGAGCGAAUUCUAGAGCAGAAGCAGCACGAGGUGACAUUGAACUCGAUAUCCGUGCAUGAGAUAGGCAACUACGCGGUGUCGUCAAUACUACUGGUGAUAGCAGCCACAGCCGGAUGCUGGUGGUGGAUGCGAGCGCGCUGCGGCAGGAGGCCGGCGGCACGCGGCGGCGGCGGCGGCGCGGGUCGACACACUCACUCCAACCAAGGAAUGGAGUUACAGGAGAUUAUGCACCAGAGAGCUAUUCCUAUUGAGUCGCAGAAGCAAGCGAACUCAAAAGGAUUUAAUUUUGAUUUUUAG
Messenger RNA from Plutella xylostella (diamondback moth), 4802 nucleotides. Lineage: Eukaryota; Metazoa; Arthropoda; Insecta; Lepidoptera; Plutellidae. The record is from RefSeq and is a predicted model, not a curated record.